AUGACACUUGUAGGUGUCGAAUCUGUUGGUUUUAUUGGCCUUGGGGCCAUGGGGAUGUGGAUGGUGGUCCAUUUGGCCGAAAAGCUACCACCGACGGUCAAGAUUUACAUUUUCGAUAUCGUCACACCUCUGAUGAAUGAAUUAUUUGCCAAAUAUCCGCAAAGAGUGGUCCGAUGUGUGAAUCCAAAGGAUGUUGCGGAUCAAUCGAGAAUAAUUCUCACAAUGCUACCGGAAGGGAAGCAUGUUAAAAAAGUCUACCUAUGCGCAGAUGGGAUCUGUUCAGCUGAGCUCGCCGGCAAACUUCUAAUCGACUGUUCAACCAUCGACACAGCGAGCUUCCUCGAAGUACGAGACCACAUAAGCAAUCUCUCUCCCUCAACACUUUUCUAUGACGCCCCAGUUAGUGGUGGAGUUAUCGGUGCAAAAAAGGGUACUCUCGCAUUCUUCGUCGGUUGUUCAGAAGAUGAGACUCCGGAACUCAAUCAAAUAAAGGAAUUGCUAUUGUCAAUGGGAUCAACAGUUAUUCCAUGCGGUGGACCAUCCCUUGGACUUGCGGCUAGGCUCUCCAAUAAUUAUCUCUCCGGGAUAAUUGCAAUUGCGUGUUCAGAGGCCAUGGAUAUGGGAAUGCGCUCUGGACUUGAUCCUCGCAUAUUGGCUAAAGUAUUUGCAGCUGGGACGGCGCAGAAUACGGUUUGCGAUCGAUUUUGUCCUGUUCCUGGUGUUUAUCCCGAAGCACCUUCUUCGAAUGGGUAUCAGGAUGGAUUCAAAGUUCAAUUAAUGCGAAAAGAUUUUUCAUUGGCGGUUGAGAUGGCUCGGAGGGUGGAAUCGAGGAAUGUGCUUGGUGGUGCGGGAUUGACGAUAUAUGAGGGUGCUAGUGAGGAUGUGCGGUGUAAGGAUCUAGAUUCGAGGGUUGUUUUUCGUUAUCUGGGAGGGAAUGAAAAAUGGCAAAAUGAGGAACAAGGGGAAGUAGAGCAUUAG
This is a messenger RNA of Penicillium verhagenii, 978 nucleotides long. RefSeq lists its product as uncharacterized. The record is from RefSeq and is a predicted model, not a curated record. Lineage: Eukaryota; Fungi; Ascomycota; Eurotiomycetes; Eurotiales; Aspergillaceae. The transcript has 2 exons. Gene Ontology annotation, molecular function: NAD binding; 3-hydroxyisobutyrate dehydrogenase activity; NADP binding. Bases 1 to 978 code for a protein of 325 amino acids. Gene Ontology annotation, cellular component: mitochondrion. Gene Ontology annotation, biological process: L-valine catabolic process.